Messenger RNA from Purpureocillium takamizusanense, 351 nucleotides. RefSeq lists its product as uncharacterized. The transcript has a single exon. The coding region runs from base 1 to 351 and encodes 116 amino acids. Lineage: Eukaryota; Fungi; Ascomycota; Sordariomycetes; Hypocreales; Ophiocordycipitaceae. The record is from RefSeq and is a predicted model, not a curated record.
AUGGCCAACACUAGCAACGGCGUGCUGUAUGGCGUUUUCGCCGUCUCCGCGCUCGUGGCGGGGUCUGUUCUCAACACAUUCGGACCACGACUGACAAUCAUAUUUGGAAUCACUGGAUAUCCAUUCUACAUUGGAGCCAUGUGGUAUUAUGACAUCUACGGCAAACUGUGGUAUCCGGUCUUGGCUGGCGCAUACCUUGGACUCACAGCGGGAUGCCUCUGGACUACUGCCGCAUACGCUGCAAAUGCGUACGCCGAGGAGAAAGAUAAGGGCCUGUACCGAGCCACAAUGGACCUCAAACAUCACCGGGUCGGCCAUUGGCGCGUCUGUGGCCCUUGCCUUAAGCUGUAA